Molecule: messenger RNA, 6151 nt
Organism: Trematomus bernacchii (emerald rockcod)
Lineage: Eukaryota; Metazoa; Chordata; Actinopteri; Perciformes; Nototheniidae
Product: semaphorin-6B-like
Exons: 17
Coding region: 555-3254 (899 amino acids)
Biological process (GO): semaphorin-plexin signaling pathway; negative regulation of axon extension involved in axon guidance; positive regulation of cell migration
Molecular function (GO): semaphorin receptor binding; chemorepellent activity
Source: RefSeq, a predicted model, not a curated record
UAUGGGCCCCUGCUGUCACUGUGACUGCUCUGCGUUGGACAUUUCACCUCGCCACUGUAAAUUUAAAGAGGGGAUUACAUUUUGCUGACUACUGAUUUCAAAGCCGUAGCCUGGCCGAGUGCAGACAAGCGGCCGGUGCUCCUGAAAGAAGACUUAAUACAGUCCGCAAUUGCAGGAUCUGGGAUUUCACAGUCUGCACAAGCCUACCGGGAGAAAAAACGUAUUGAGGAUCACAGAAAGCCACAUAGGUUACCCCUAACGCGUUUAGACUACGGACUCUAUCUCUCCAGGGAAAGAAAAACGUUUUGUAGUUGAAUGGGCGUUUUGGACGCGCUCGGUAAACGGUGAUGCUACGGCGGCGCGCAGGAUCCGUAGAGGGAAGAGACAGGUGAGGUGCGGCUGGGUUGCUGCUGUUAUUUCAGAGAGGCUUUGGAUACCGAGAGCCGUGGUUUCCAUCACCCUUUUCUCCACAGAGAAGAAGAAGAGCGACCGGAGAGGGCGAGUUGGCGACUGGCACCUGCCUCCGCCUCCCUACCUGGCCAUCUGGUGCGUUCAUGUGUGUUGCUGCCAUGGCGACUGUGGCCCCUCCCCUCACAUUUCUUCUCCUGCUGCUUCAACUGGCGGACGCCUCGUUCCCAGAGGAACCCAGUCCUCUCAGCUACGUCCCCAUAGAGGUUGUGCGGAGGUAUCCAGUGUUUUUGGGCAGACCGCAUCGUUCAGCUCAGAGACAGGAGCUGCACAUCCAGACGGUCCUCCAAGUCAACCGCACGCUGUACAUAGGAGCCAGAGAUGACCUGUACAGAGUGGAGCUGGAUAACAUGGCAGGUGAUGAGAUGUUUUACAGCAAGAAAAGGACAUGGGAAUCCAAUAAGAACGACAUUCGAGUGUGCCGGAUGAAGGGCAAACAUGAGGGAGAGUGUCGUAAUUUCAUCAAGGUUUUGCUCAGACAGCAUGGUGGCCUGUUUGUAUGUGGAACAAACGCCUUCAACCCGCUGUGCGCCAACUACACUAAAGACACUCUAGAAAUGGUGGGAGAGCCUGUCAGUGGGAUGGCACGAUGCCCAUAUGAUCCACGACAUGCCAAUGUGGCUUUAUUUGCAGAUGGGAGUCUUUUUACCGGCACUGUGACAGACUUCCUGGCCAUCGAUGCGGUGAUCUAUCGUAGCCUCAGUGACAGCCCCGCCCUCCGCACAGUCAAACACGACUCCAAAUGGUUCAGAGAGCCCUACUUUGUCAGCUCCAUGGAGUGGGGGCCUCAUAUUUACUUCUUCUUCAGAGAGAUGGCAAUGGAGUUUCAUCAUUUAGAGAAGGUGAUGGUGUCCCGUGUAGCUCGUGUGUGUAAGGCAGAUCUGGGCGGCUCUCAGCGGGUCCUCGAGAAACAGUGGACCACCUUUUUGAAAGCGCGUCUAAACUGCUCGGUCCCAGGAGAUUCACACUUUUACUUCAACCUCUUGCACGCCACGAGCAACAUCAUCCGCAUGCAGGGACGAGACGUCGUCCUGGGUCUCUUCUCCACUCCACCAAACAGCAUCCCAGGCUCUGCGGUGUGUGUGUUUGACAUGCAGCAGCUCGCUCAUGUUUUUGAUGGCCGCUUUAAAGAGCAGAAAUCCCCAGAGUCUAUUUGGACUCCUGUGCCGGACGAAGCGGUGCCUAAACCAAGGCCAGGCGGAUGUGCGGUGCAGGGAUCUAGAUUUAGCUCCUCCAACACACUGCCGGAUGAGGUGCUGAACUUUGUGAAGACCCAUCCACUGAUGGACGAGACCGUCCCACUAAUGGGGCACAGACCCUGGGUUGUCAAGACUAUGGGACGGUACCAGCUGACAACCAUGGUGGUGGACACUGAAGCUGGCCCCCAUAAGAACUGUACCGUCUUGUUCCUGGGCUCAACCCGGGGAACCGUCCUGAAGUUUCUAAUGAUUCCCACCGGAGAGCCUGUUUCCCACCGCAGUGUGUUUCUGGAGGAGGUGGAAGGAUUCAACCCAGAGAAGUGUGGUGAGGACACUCCUCAGGCUCGGCAGCUCUUGUCUCUGUCGUUGGACUGGAGCAGUCACACUCUGCUGCUGGCCUUCCCCGCCUGUCUGGUCCGGAUGCCCACCUCUCGCUGCCACCUGCACUCACGCUGCAUGAAGAGUUGUCUAGCCUCCAGGGACCCAUACUGUGGCUGGACCAGAGGCAGCACCUGCUCCUUCCUGAGACCAGGCACACGGCUGCCUUUUCAACAAGAUGUGGAAUAUGGGAACACCACCUCCCAUCUAGGAGACUGUGAUGGAAUUCUGCAGCAGAGUUUGCUGAUUGAACCAGAGAGCUUGGUCUCGCUCAACCUACUUGUGGCGUCUGCAGUCUCAGCGUUCACCAUCGGGGCGGCCCUUUCCGGUCUCGCCGUCUGCUGGAUCAUGGCCCACAAGCCCGCCAACCGUCGCCACGGCAACACCUCCCAGUCCUCUAUCCAACGGCGUGAAAGAGGCCUGCUGACUAAUGGCAGCGGGAUGGGAGGCUCUGUGCUCAGCGUGACGCGGCAGGGAGGCGGGGAUCGCCCCUGCACUCAGGGCGGGGAAACCCUGUUUGUCAUGCCCAACGGCUGGGUAAAGUCAGGAGAGCUUGACCCGGGUUUCCUGCCCACCCCGGAGCACACGCCUCAGCAGAAACGCAGAGGCCUACGACUGUCUGACUCCAACUCUGGAGGGUGGGACACCAGCCAGACGUACCUGGGCGGAGGCUCCGUGGGGCUGGGUUCCCCCUGCCGUAUCCCCCCCUCCGUCUACCUGACCACCAGACUCUUCCAGCAGGGGGGAGGCGGGAGACACAAUGGUGAGGUCCGUGGGAUUGACGCACCACGCCAACACUAUGUCUGCCUGAGCAAGCAGGAAAAAGGAAUGAAGGGGACGCCCAAAGCCCCCCUCAGGAAGUCUGCAGGAGAAUAUGUGUACCCCAUGACCCCCCAGGACUCGCCUGAGCGUCGGAGGGUGGUGUCAGCACCCAGCGCCCCCGUGGAGUACAGCGAGCCCAUGCCAUUGCGCUGGCAAGCCCCGGAAGGUUACAUCCUGAGCAGCCACGGCAUGGUGCCCGUCUCCCUGCCCCCACCCUCCAUGCCCGCCCCCAGUGGCCAGGCGUACAUGUCCCAGCAGCACACCCCCGCACUGAGCAGGGCCCUGCUGCGAGGGGCCCUGGAACGAGGGGAGCUGGGCGAGCUGGUGGAUCUCAGCCAGUUCAUGAGUAAGAAGAACUGCAGCGAUAGGACUCAGGCGGGCCAGUGACUCACGAGGAAGUAAAGUGGAAAGAGAGCUUUUCCAUGACCAUAACUCUCUGUUUUAUUUACCAAGAUCUCUCUUUCACCCUUUCCUCCUCAUUCUGUCCAUUCCCCUCUCCCUUCCCUUCUCUUUUCCCUACAUCUUUACUUGUCAUUCCCCCCCCCUCCGAUCUGCCAGUUCCAUAGGCUACCCCCUCCUUCCCUUACCCCCAUGAUGAGUCUCUCUUUAUGACUGGCUGCUGGGUCUGCCACUCAUAUCCGGGCUCACACUAAUUGGUCAGAUGGACUGAGGUUGUUGCUGUGUCUGCAUUGCAGAGUUGCCUCUCUCUCCUGCUACUCAGCGGCAGCGGGAUGAGAGAGGAGAGAGGAUGGAGGGUAAAGAAAGAGAGGAGGGAAUGUGGAAAGCAGAACGGGGGGCCGAGACGACAGAGACAAAGAUGGACAUGGCACUUAGAGGCUGUCUUCUCUGUGCAGAUUAACUGAGUCUGCAGAGCCAGUCAAAUACUGCUACAGGAGUGGGAUGUUUUCCCUCUUGGAUAACAUUAGACUGCCACCCAUCUGUUCUUCACUACAUUACCUGUUGUCUGAUUGCCAACUAGGUAUUUCAAGUGAAAUAGCAAAAUCUUAACCUUGUAAAUGAUCUGAAACAAAACACAAAGUGAGAUGAGGAAAUCCCUUCUUUUUCUCUCUCCUGUUUGCUGCACACACACAAGAUGUUUUUGUACAGGUGAGGGAUGGUAUUUAGUACUCCAUGUGUACGAGAGGCACGAUGUGUGUGCCAAAUGCCUCUAACCAGUCUCACAGCGAUAUGGGACCAUAACUCUUUGGAGAGCAGAGUGCAGGACUGAAAUGUCAGCACUUUUUCUGCCAACUGCAUGCUCUCUGUAAUGACGGCAUCUCAGCUGUCCAUCGCGCUAUCCGUUUGCCUCCUUACACUCCAUGUACUCUUUAAUGACCAAUAAUUCCACAAAGACGUCUGGGGAGAUUGCAACCCGAACACUGGACUGUCUUUAAUCAGAGCUGGACUGAAAGGAGGAAACAGAGAUGUUGUUGGAGGAUUCAAAGUGAAUGCAAUGCAAUAUAUGAACACUUUGUGCUUCACUGUUCACACUCAAACAAACACACAUACAGGUAUACACCAACACAUUCAUUAUUGGGAAAUUAUAAACCACAGUAGGGUGGCUAAAAGUACCCCCUUAACCCACAGUGGGUCAAGGUCCCACAGUCGUGAUACAGAAUAAAGGGACAGUUACAGGGGAGAUGAUUGAAACCUGUGGCCUAACGCAAAGCCAAUAGGCGUAAUGGAAAUGUUCCCAGCAGGCAAAUGGGACUAUAUAUUCAGCACAUCAAAGUGUCCGAAACCAUGAACUGGUCGGAGUUUAGAGCAUCACAACAUGGUGCAAGUAUGUUCACGAGGAGGUGGAAGUCAUACAAAAGUGACAAGAUAAAGAAGAAAGAAGUGAAAGACAAGUACGACUUGAUGAAAAGACUGUUGAUUAAAACGAGAAUGUGUUACAAGUGACCAGAUGAUUCUCAUGCUUAGUCAGUUGUGAACAAAUGAACUCUGGUUUGUGCUGACCUUAUUGUCAGCAGCAAUAUAUGGUUUAUCUGUACAUAGUAAACUUUAAUUUAGAUACAAAUGAUAAUGUAAGACAAAAAGUAAAAAUGUCAUCAGGCACUAGCUUGCAAACUAAAAUGUAUCAUGUCACUAUAGCUAUUCAUGUAUGAUAAUCUGUUUUCCUAUCAACUGGCUUCAAGGUUGAAGACACUGAAAACUACUAGUGUCUUUUUCUUCUAUUUUUUACAUCUUUGUGCCAAAACCGCGAAUGAUUUACCGAUGCCUGAUUACUGAAGCAAAAAAAACUUGUUUUAAAGUGCCAUGAUGACCAUUUCAGUCAGCAGUGCUCCUCAGUGGUGUCGGAGAACUCACUUGUUGCAGUAUACUUGUGAUAUGUAUGCCUUUUACCACUACAUGCUGAAUGUUAUAUAUUAUUUUUUUAUUUAGAUGUGGGCUUGUACUCUUGAAAUAAUUUGUUUCAGUUCCCCCUGUCUGUCCUGAUGCCACUGACACUGAAUGCUAACAGCAGCGUUUGAGGGUCUGUUUAUAAACUACAUUCACUUACUAUACUGUAAAUAUGUACACAGGAAAACAGACACUUUGUCAUGCCCUUUAUGAUUAUACUGUAAUGCAUUCACUGAUGCCCUAACGUGAGUUGUCUUUAGGACAACAAAUCCAACAUGUAAUAUAAUUAGUUCAUAAGCAAACCUUCAAAUGGACUGAACUGCUGUAAGGGAAUACUGUGCAUCUCAUUUUGUGUCAUAUCUGUCCUGAUCCUGAACGUCUUGUCUAGUCUGUAGUCUGUGAUCGUCUGUCUGUCAUCCCCAACCAACUGCCAUACUGGAGGAUCUUGAAAAUACUUGUCAGAAUCGUGAGUGAAUGAAUGUACUCAUUAUUUUGUUGUUUCUUAUCAUUAUACUGUGCAGUAAUAAGGAAAAGCACAAAAAACCUUUUCUCUUUUUGUUCUUGCAUUUUGAAUACAGAGCUGUUCUGUAAUGUGAAUAGUGUAAAUAAUCAUCCUGAAGGUAUAGUGUUUCAGUUUUGGAGGGAUCGUUCUUGCUCUUCUGAGACAGGAAUGUGUUUGAAGUGUGAGUUUUUUUUUUCCUUUGGUGACAAUGCUGUGAAUAAGAUGUAUGUACAGUAUUUACGUGACUUUGGCUGACAGCUGAGUUCAGCUGUUUCCUGUUAUUAGAGUAGAGUCGCAGGCCUGAUCUCAGCCAGAACUGAGCCUUCUCAUUUGACUGAUGCCUGCCGAGUUUUUCUGCAGUUGCUAAGAUACUGCUGUUAUAAUAACCAUCGAUCUUUGGAGUACUGCUAUUAAAUGGCAUUAUAUAAUUGACUGCUAA